Danaus plexippus (monarch butterfly) is the source of this 570-nucleotide messenger RNA. RefSeq lists its product as uncharacterized. The record is from RefSeq and is a predicted model, not a curated record. Bases 1 to 570 code for a protein of 189 amino acids. Gene Ontology annotation, molecular function: nucleic acid binding; zinc ion binding. NCBI's taxonomy places the organism in Eukaryota, Metazoa, Arthropoda, Insecta, Lepidoptera, Nymphalidae. The transcript has 2 exons.
AUGAUUGAAGUUACUAGCCAGUGUGAGAUGGCAACGCAAUUACAACCUGGACCCUAUACAAAUAACAAGGAGAUGCUGAAGCUCAAGUAUGCGUGUUCAUAUUGUACGGGACUACGAACAGUUGUGGUUAGCUGUCCCGUCACAGCGGCCAAGAGAAUAAAAGAGGUUAAAAGGCUCCUGGUGGGCUGGGUUUCGGCGCAGGUGAGGCUGCUGGAGCCCCGACCUCUAAGGUGCUUCCGAUGCCACAUUGGGGACCAUGUGAGCGCUAAAUGCACCUCGGAGGUGGACCGCAGCGAUCUCUGCUUCCGCUGUGGUCAACCCGGUCAUAGGGCUAGUUCGUGCACUGCCCCGCUGCACUGUGAUGCAUGUGCAGCCGCCGGCAAGCCGGCUGACCAUCGGGUAGGGGGCAAGUCCUGCUCCCCUCCCGUCAAAUCCAGGGGCAGGGGUAAGUUCUCUGCCUCCAACGUUGACUCUGCUGUUGUUCCCGCCGCCGUUGCCGCAGUCGCCACCACUCCCGAUACUGCUGCUAUCGCCGCUGCCACCACGGAGGAGGCCGUGAUGGACUGUUAA